CGCCGCCGCCGCCGCCGCGCCGCGGUUUGAGGGCGGGAGGCUGGGGGAGGGUAGCGGAGCCGGCGCCGCCGCCAUGUUGGAUCUGAGGCGGCUGCUGUAGGCGCCGACGGAGCGAGCGGGCGUGCGGAGCGGCGACAGCGGCGUGGGAUCUGCUUCUCUGCGAGCGGCCCGGAGGGGCGGCGGCGGCGCCAUGAGCGGGGGCACCCCUUACAUCGGCAGCAAGAUCAGCCUCAUCUCCAAGGCGGAGAUCCGCUACGAGGGCAUCCUCUACACCAUCGACACCGAGAACUCCACCGUAGCCCUCGCCAAAGUUCGAUCCUUUGGUACAGAAGACAGACCAACAGAUCGUCCUAUACCACCUCGAGAUGAAGUCUUUGAAUAUAUUAUAUUCCGUGGGAGUGAUAUUAAAGAUCUCACCGUUUGUGAGCCACCAAAACCACAAUGUUCUUUGCCUCAGGACCCAGCUAUCGUUCAGUCCUCACUAGGUUCAUCUACUUCUUCAUUCCAGUCAGUGGGUUCCUAUGGACCUUUUGGCAGGAUGCCAACAUACAGUCAGUUCAGUCCAAGUUCAUUAGUCGGGCAGCAGUUUGGUGCUGUUGGUGUUGCUGGAAGCUCCUUGACAUCUUUUGGAACAGAAACAUCAAACAGUGGUACCUUGUCCCAAAGUAGUGCAGUUGGUUCUGCAUUUACACAGGAUACAAGAUCUAUAAAAACACAGUUAUCUCAAGGUCGUUCAAGCCCUCAGUUAGACCCUUUGAGAAAAAGUCCAACCAUGGAACAAGCAGUACAGACCGCCUCGGCCCACUUACCUGCUCCAGCACCUGUUGGGAGAAGGAGCCCUGUAUCAACCAGGCCUUUGCCAUCUACCAGCCAAAAAGCAAUAGAGAACCAAGAGCACAGGCGAGCUGAAGUACACAAAGUUUCAAGGCCAGAAAAUGAGCAACUCAGAAAUGAUAACAAGAGACAAGUGGUUCCAGGUGCUUCCUCAGCUCCAAGGAGAGGGCGAGGAGGUCAUCGAGGUGGCAGGGGAAGAUUUGGUAUUCGGCGGGAUGGUCCAAUGAAAUUUGAGAAAGACUUUGACUUUGAAAGUGCAAAUGCACAAUUUAACAAGGAGGAGAUUGACAGAGAGUUUCAUAAUAAACUUAAAUUAAAAGAAGAUAAACUUGAGAAACAAGAGAAGCCAGUAAAUGGUGAAGAUAAAGGAGACUCAGGAGUUGAUACUCAAAACAGUGAAGGAAAUGCUGAUGAAGAAGAUCCACUUGGACCUAAUUGCUAUUAUGACAAAACCAAGUCCUUCUUUGAUAAUAUUUCGUGUGAUGAUAAUAGAGAACGAAGACCAACCUGGGCUGAAGAAAGAAGAUUAAAUGCUGAAACAUUUGGGAUUCCACUUCGUCCAAACCGUGGUCGUGGAGGGUACAGAGGCAGAGGAGGUCUUGGUUUCCGUGGUGGCAGAGGGCGUGGUGGUGGCAGAGGUGGUACAUUUACUACCCCUCGAGGAUUUCGUGGUGGAUUCAGAGGAGGUCGUGGGGGCAGGGAGUUUGCAGAUUUUGAAUAUAGGAAAGACAACAAAGUUGCUGCAUAGUCUACAAGCAAGUCUUUGAAAAUAGGUGAAUUUCUAGCUCUUCAUGGUCCUGAAAAUUGGUUUCAGUCUUUGUGAAGAAUGAAGAAGUGAAUUUGCUGUAUAUUUGUCACCAGCACUGGGUUUUGUUUGUUUGUUUAUUUUUCUGCUUAAUUUCAAAGAUACAAUGCAGUUACUUUUGGGGGGAGGAAGGCUCAUCUUAAAAAAUGAGCACUAAAUAUAUUUGGAAUAGCAGAAGGGUUAAGUAAUUUCUUAUGUAUAGUUAAACUAAAGCAGUACUUCAAUGGACUUAUAAGUAUUUUUUCAUCACUGAAAGGAUUUUUCUUAUCACUAAAUUGUAUUUGGCAAUUAUUGCAAGUUGCCUGCAGAUAGGGCCGUGAUACUGUGUUUUGAGCCACAGAAGGUUGUGUGUGUAUGUGUGUGUGUGUGUGUGUGUGUGUGCGCGCGUGUGUGUGUCUAUCUUCCUCUUUCUUUUUGGAAAUCCUAUAAUAUGAGGUAGCUUAUUUCGUCAAUUAGGGUGCUGGAUGGUAGAGAAUUUUGUCAGUCAACUAUGUACACAGUAAAUACUGUUUCUUAGGCAAAGGUAACUUUUUUAUAUAGUUGUAAAAUUCCAUUAUAUUCCAUUGCCAAAGAAACAUUAAGAACUUUGUAUAGCUGUAUAAAAAGCAACUAAUUUUUUAAAGAAUAAACAUUUUAAAGUCAGCAAACAUACUGUGUCCUUGCAGAAGUUGAUGUGCUGAGGAACAGAGUUAUGGGUGGGUCUUUUUUUCCCUUGUCUUUCCAGGCUCAAUAUUUUUGAUUUAUUUUUUAAUGUUUGGAACAUAAAUGAAGAUUUGAUACAUUCUUCCAUUAUCUAAAAAGGAUAAAUUCUUCAUGCUCAAUGUAAGAACUUCAUUUUGUAGCAAAUGGCAUAUCACAGGAUUUCUCCAAAUAAUAUUUUCAGAAUAUGAAUGUAAAUAAUCAUAGAUAAGAAUGUACUUAGCUGUAUUUUCAAAUAAGUAAUCAUCCCCUUUUUUAAGACUUUUAAAACUAGGCAUCAGUUAACUUGUUUUUCCUGAUAUGCCUGGAGUUUUGUUGUGAUAACAUUGACUCAUUCCAUUAUAUUUCAAGAGGAUUCAGAAUGUUCGAAAUUAUUUUGAAAACUUGUAACACAUUAUUAUUAACAUUGGGCCUGUGACCCACAGAUGACUCAGUAUAGAAUUCAUUGCUAAUUAUAAAUUACUAAUAAAUCUUUUUGAUAUUUUAAGCUAUAGUGGAAAAAAUCUGGCCACUUUUGUGUUUUUAUGAAGGCCAUGGAAUAAAGGGAUCCAAAGAUUUAAAUAUUUUUAUCUACUUUGAUUUUUGUUAACUUUCUCCUUAAAACAUUCAGUAGUGAUAAAGAUGUGGAAAACUGCACUGUAGGAGAAUUGGAAUAUUUAAAGAUGGUUGAUAUUUUUAUUUUAAUUUUAUAUCUUUUGUAUAGCUCUACAAGGAAAUGUUUUGUAAUUUGAUUUCAUUAUUAAGAUCCAGUACUUGGCAGCCAUAGUUUAGAUAAUAUUGUUUAGUACUAUUUGCUUGCAUGUUAACAACUAAACCUUUUGGAGGACCCACAAAUCAUGAUAAUGAACAUAUUUCUGAGGCAUUCGAGCAUCAAAGCAAGUGCUGUGGCAAUACCUGUGUAGACUGAGAAGUCCCAGGCCAAUUUCAAGAAGAAAAACUUGUAAAUACCAGUUCUACACACUCUGAAAGUAUGAGUUCACUCGUUUUUCCCAGCUCUCUGGGUCAUUGACUGGGACAUUUGUUGUCCCAAAAGUAACUGGCAGCAUGGCGUACCUGCAGUGCACCUUACAAUAUUAAAGCAAGGUUUUUAUUCUAAAACAGAAUAAAACUGUUCAAUAAAAAAAUGUUUGUCAAA
This is a messenger RNA of Ictidomys tridecemlineatus (thirteen-lined ground squirrel), 3473 nucleotides long. RefSeq names its product LSM14A mRNA processing body assembly factor (gene Lsm14a). Gene Ontology annotation, molecular function: mRNA binding. Gene Ontology annotation, cellular component: P-body. NCBI's taxonomy places the organism in Eukaryota, Metazoa, Chordata, Mammalia, Rodentia, Sciuridae. The record is from RefSeq and is a predicted model, not a curated record. Gene Ontology annotation, biological process: cytoplasmic stress granule assembly; P-body assembly.